Molecule: messenger RNA, 1767 nt
Organism: Symbiodinium necroappetens
Lineage: Eukaryota; Dinophyceae; Suessiales; Symbiodiniaceae
Source: the annotation of a GenBank genome assembly
AUGCGCCUCGUCGCCAUUCUACUACUUUAUCCAUGUCUUGCACAGAACCAGUGUGAUCUGAGCUACGAGGAGUCCCUGUCGCAGUGGGGGCCAGGCCUCUUACAGCAGAGCUACCAGGUCCAGGAGCGGGAAGAUAGACGACUCGAAGCUAAGACUUCUGCUUCUGCAGAGAGGCCAGUGAUAUCGGCAUCUUGGAAGCUCGUCGACCGCAGCCGCUUUGGGACCCGGAUAGUGCACUUCCCAAGCUGGGUCUACGCAGGAGUCGCCGGAUUCUUCGUCCUCGUCUUUCUUCACGAAGUGUAUGUCUCCCGUGGCGGUGUUCCAAUCUGUCAGCCGCAAAAUCCAGAAAAGUCCAUCGCAUGUCAGCUGAUGAACUUAUGGAGGAGCGCUUCGCCAUUUGUGGCCAUGUCAAUGCAAGUGCCAAUCUCCUUGGAUUUCGCUCUCUCCCUCCGUCAAUCAGCCACGGCCUCGGGGUUCUUCCUCAGCUGCGGUGUGAUCACAGGAGUCUUCGCUAUGGUUGCUGGGAAAAGACUCGUGGAUGAAGAGAACUGGGAUCAGUUUCGCGUGCGGCGGGUGCUGGUCGUUGUUCCGCUCAUCGCCGCGGUAUUCAGCUUUGCAUCCGCCAUCUUCAUUAACGAGACAGCGAGCAGCAGCCGGGUCUACAUGAUCUGGUGGGUGAUGAUCGGUUUGUCUUGCGCGGGAUCCUUUGUCGCGCCCCUGUCAAUGAUUCCGGGUAUCAUCUUCUGGACGAAGAUUACGAAGUCCAAGAACCGAACGUUUUGGAUGAUCCUGACACAGUGCGCCCGAAACCUGGGCAUGGUGGUUGGGCCCGGGCUUUUUGCGCUGCUACGCGCUUGUGUGACUGGUGGGGGCGAGCGGGUGAGUCCACGCAGCAUGAUGGGAUGGGUGAACCUGCUCCUUUUGGUUUUCUCCCUCAUCUCGGCCUCCUUCGGCGCCUUCGUGAUGCCGGCAAGGAAUUCUGACUGUGCUGCGGAGGACAAGGACGAGAACGAGGAGGAUUCGGAGGACCUGGUCAUGAUCUCUGACGCUCACCUCGAGGCCAUGGGUGAACCGGAGCGCGAGCAGGUGGUCUGGAAUAUGAUUUGGUACGCCUUCGAGCGGCCAUUCACGUUGGCAGCCGUGGAGGUGUCUACAAUCAUGAUGUUGGAGAUCUACUACGGUUGGGAUCCGUACAUCGCCGGCAUUUACUUCACUGCAGUCUGCUCCCUGGGAAUCAUCAUGUCCGUUUUCACAACGAUUUCCUUGCUAAAAGGCUGGCUGACGGAGUCCUAUGUCUUCUUGGCCUCCGCAGCGUCGUCCAUCAUGGGCUGUCUGCUCCUCCUGGAGUUUGUUCCAACUCCGGGGUGGACGUUGCUUAUCGCUGACUGCAUUAUUUACACUGGUGCGACGGUUGCCAACGGUUUUGCCGAAGGCUGGGCCAGCCGUGCAGCUAAGGAGGGCACUAGCUUCAGCAAUGCAGAGUAUCGGUUGCGACAGCUGACGGCGGUCACAGCGAGCCGGUUCAUGGGUCCCAUCAUAGGCCGAUCUCUGGUCGACUACGGGGGCCGAAACGUUUACGCCACAGUGCAGCUGGCGAUGUGCAUACUGGGAACAAGGACAGUCUACAAGACUGUGGCCCUUAUCUGGAGCUGGAACCAAGCCCACCUUGGCAAGGACUUUGAGGUGCCGCCCCCCGCGGAGAAGCUUCUCAAGGGAUCGGAAGACCCCAGCAGUUCGAUCGGAGCUGCCGCGGAACCUGGCGGUUGA